UCGCUGUAACUGGGUUGCCAGUUUAGGGUCAGGGCUGUCUCACUGACUGAAAGCCAACGAGAAGAGACCCAGCCCCUCUGCAAAAGCAGUCGAGAGAGAGAGUCGCGUCCGGGUUUCCACUUCUCUGCCGAUUACUUUGAUAGCGGGACAGCAAACGGACUAAAUCUGGAAUGGCUCGUCGUAUUUUGGCACACACGUUCUAAAAUGCUCUAUAAGUGCGGGUUGUUAAUGUUACAGUUUAACGCAGGUUUGUUUUCCACCUCCACGGUGCACGGCUACUUCCUGGUGCUACAGAGAGAGGCAGUGCUGAGUUAAAGAGACAGAAAUACUGAUAGAAAUUCAGAUAGAAAAAAAAUACUGAGAGAAGAGAGGGGUUGGAAACGCGAUAGGAACAGUUGACUGGAUUCCCAGAAACUGAAUCCCCCCCUCUCUCUUCUUAUUUAUGUCUAUUUUUUUUAGAUUUCUCCGUUGAAGCGAGUCGUUAUUCUUCGUUUGGUUUGUAAACUAGCAAACGGUUUGGAUGACGGUUGGCUGCGGCUAAAGCGGAAUUGUAACGGGGAACAUAUUCCUCCCUCCGACGGAGAAGCCUCGCUGUGAUUUUUUUUAACCUUUUUUAUUUCACACCAGACUCCUUCUUGUGUCAUUUCAACCCGCAAUAUCAUCCCAGGUUUCAUUUUUAAAAAGAAUAUAUAUAUAUUUUUUAACGAUUCCACAAGGAAGGGUUAGGGCGACGGAAGAUGGGUUGUUUGGGCAACAGCAAGACUGAAGAUCAACGCAUCGACGAAAAGGCACAACGAGAGGCUAAUAAAAAGAUAGAAAAACAGUUGCAAAAGGAAAGACAAGCGUACAAAGCCACACACAGGCUCUUGUUACUGGGUGCGGGAGAGUCCGGAAAAAGCACCAUUGUGAAGCAGAUGAGGAUUCUACACGUCAACGGCUUCAACGCAGAGGAAAAGAAACAGAAAAUCCAAGAUAUUCGGAAAAACGUGAAGGAUGCCAUAGUGACUAUAGUGUCUGCAAUGAGCACUUUAAUACCCCCAGUCCCGCUAGCCAACCCAGAGGACCAAUUCAGAAUCGACUACAUCAAAAGCAUAGCACCCCUCUCUGACUUUGACUAUUCACAGGAGUUCUUUGAUCACGCAAAGAAGCUGUGGGACGACGAAGGAGUGAAAGCAUGCUUUGAGAGGUCCAAUGAAUACCAGCUCAUCGACUGUGCACAAUAUUUCCUGGACAGAAUUGAUUCUGUAAGACAGAGCGACUACACGCCAACAGACCAGGACCUGCUACGCUGCCGAGUGUUAACUUCAGGGAUUUUCGAGACGAGGUUCCAAGUAGAUAAAGUGAACUUUCACAUGUUUGAUGUUGGGGGCCAGAGAGAUGAAAGGAGAAAAUGGAUUCAGUGCUUUAACGACGUCACUGCGAUCAUCUUCGUGGUGGCCAGCAGCAGCUACAACAUGGUAAUAAGGGAAGACAAUAACACCAACAGGCUACGGGAAGCUCUGGACCUCUUCCGCAGUAUUUGGAACAACAGAUGGUUACGCACUAUAUCCGUCAUUUUAUUCCUGAACAAGCAGGACAUGCUGGCUGAGAAAGUACUAGCUGGAAAAUCCAAAAUUGAGGACUACUUCCCUGAAUAUGCUCGCUACACCAUACCAAAUGAAGCAACUCCUGAACCUGGUGAAGACCCGAGAGUGACGAGAGCCAAGUUCUUCAUCCGAGACGAGUUUCUUCGGAUCAGCACUGCGAGCGGCGACGGCAGACACUACUGCUACCCCCACUUCACCUGCGCCGUUGACACAGAGAACAUCCGGCGGGUGUUCAACGACUGCCGGGACAUCAUCCAGAGAAUGCACCUGCGGCAGUACGAACUCUUGUGAUGGGAGACCGACUCCGUCAGCCUUCUGUGUUUUUCUUUUUCUUUUUUUUUUUCUCCACCAUUCUGCAUCCUUGACGAACCUUUCCUCCUCCUCCUCCCUGACUCUUCACCCCACGUCCCCAGAAGAAACCCACCCCGACCGCCCCUCCUGUCGAGGACUAUGAAGUACUACUGAAGUGUGUCAAAUCCUCUUCCUCUUUUUAACUUCUUAGCUUUUUGUACUACUUUUUGUUUUCUCUCUCCGAGAUUUCGUCCCCAUUUCACAGAUGUAAAAGGAAAGCUGGGGAACAAAGUUGAUGUGUGCCGCUUCUUUUUUCUUCUUCUUCUUCUUCUUUUAAUCCUUCCUUUUUGAAUGCCUUCAUUUUUGUCAUUCCACUAAGCCUUGGGCUACCUCCUUUUAUUUUAUUUUUUGCCCCUUUGUGUCCAUUUUUUUUUUUUUUUUUUUUUUUGGCUUCGUCUUUGGACUUGGACUGGUGGGCGAGGACACAUAAAACACACCUGGAGGACCUCAGUGCAGAGGCAGUAUGUGUGUGUAAUGAAGAGAGGGAGGAAUGCCAUGUGAACGAGUGUGUGUUUAACCGCCAUGACCCCUCACCUCCUCUUGUAAUAUUUUUUUUUUUGGCCUGUCAUCCCGCCCUCAGCCUCUCUGACCGCCUUCUUCUCCCCGCGUUGAAGAUUACUGGACGGAGGGGGAACCGAAUGGAUGAAGAGAUAAAUGCACUUUGCAUCAGGUUCCUUAAUAACUUUUGUUUUUUUGUUGUUGUCGGUGUUUUUUUUUUGUUUUUUUUUUGUUUUUUUUUGUUUUUUUCCCCAGAGGAAGCAUACACACAAUGUAGCAUCACAAUAUUUAUUACCCUGUCGCCCUGCUUGCCGAGCUGCAGGGCGGACCGAGCAGCCGAGAAGACGUGUGGAGCGAGAGAUUAAAGAUGGGAGGGGGGCAGAAAUUACGGCGACUUGAAGACGGAUUUAAAUGAAGGAAAAGGGACUGAGCUCUCUGCACCUUAGCCCUAUUGCCUCCACGGACUCGGACCUGCCUCCUUUUUCCACACAAACCAUCCUUUUAGCUUAGAGAUACUGAUGGGGAGGAGGGUGGGUGGGACGGGAGAGAAAAAAAUGUAUUGUUUUUUUUUUGGUUUUGUUUUUUUGGGGGGGUUUUUGUUAACUUGUACACUGUGCAAGGUUGAAUUAUCCUGUACAGACUGUAAAAUGUAAUAUUAUUUUGUACAACUUAAUUGAAAGAAAAACAAAUCUACUUGUAGAUCUUUGUGCCUUGAUUAUGGCUGUACCUGUAAAUGAGCUCAGAUGUAAGUAUGUUUUCAACUGCGCUGUACAGCUUGAUGUCAAACUCUAUCGGCAGCGAAAGACUGCAGGUAGGGGACUUUCUCUGUAGAGUUUAGUUUUUUCUGGUUUAUAAAAAAAAAAGGAAAAAAAAAAGGAAAUGCUGUUUAGUAAGAAAUAAAAAAUAGGGAAAAAAUCCUAAAAACCUGUAUACAUUAUGCAAAUUAACCACUUACCUGCAGUGAAGACCAGAUGUUGCAGCGCCAUGCCUUUUUUUUUUUUUUUUUGUUCUGUUUUUUUUUUUGUUUUCCCUCCUUUUAUUAUAUAUAUUUUUUGAAUUUCACAGCUUUAAACAAACAUUUGAAUUCCAUUGAAAGUGUCCAAAUUGCAACCUGGUGUUGUUUUAAUAGGAACCAACGUUUUUUCGAUAUGAAGUGCGUGCGCGUACGCGUGUGUGUGUGUGAGCGAUCCGUACUGAUGUGCGUGCCUGUGCGCAUGUGUACAUAAAACAAACAUAGACUCACAGACGCAUUGUGUGAGUGAGUGCGCGUGUGUGUGAGAGUGUUGGAGAGCAAGUGUGUUGUGUGUGUAUAAAAUUUUAUAAAUGUAUGUACAUGUAAAUUUAUAGGUCUAUAUAAAUAUAUAUGUACAAUUAUACAUGUUUAAUUAUGUGUGUGCCUAGGUGUACAUACCUAUGUAUGUAUACGGUAAAUAUGUAUACAUACACACAUAGGAAAGCAUGUUUAGAAUGGAGAUGAAUAAAUGAGAGCGUGCAAUAUUAGUAAUUCUUUGGUCCUUUGGAGCCAUACCCGAUGGCACAGGCACUAUGAAUGUGUGAGCAGCACCCAACAAGACGAGCUCUUCUCCUUGUACAAACAGCAUCAGCCUUUUCUUCUGCUACAGUACACGUCUAUCCCCAACAGAGAGUGAACUGACUGGAGGUGCAAAAACCUUGUUUGGCCUGGGAGGAUGAUUAAAUGACAUUUUUAUUUUCUUUAAAUAAAGAGGCACAUUAGAGGACUUUGCUUUAUUUCCA
Oreochromis aureus is the source of this 4190-nucleotide messenger RNA. It is a transcript of the gene gnal, whose product is annotated as guanine nucleotide binding protein (G protein), alpha activating activity polypeptide, olfactory type. Gene Ontology annotation, molecular function: GTPase activity; GTP binding; G protein-coupled receptor binding. NCBI's taxonomy places the organism in Eukaryota, Metazoa, Chordata, Actinopteri, Cichliformes, Cichlidae. Gene Ontology annotation, cellular component: heterotrimeric G-protein complex. The record is from RefSeq and is a predicted model, not a curated record. Gene Ontology annotation, biological process: adenylate cyclase-modulating G protein-coupled receptor signaling pathway. Bases 738 to 1877 code for a protein of 379 amino acids. The transcript has 12 exons.